AUGCCUUGUGAGGUCGCAGCCGGAAGCCUACCUGGCCUACCUUCUGUGGUCCUCUCCCAAGCACGCUCUCGCCGCGAGGAUCUGCAGCAGGUGGCUUGGACCCUUUUGCGUUGGCUGCGCAAAGAAGCCCAUGUGGGUCCCACACAAGCCGAGGGCUUUUUCACAACCUUGCUUGCAGCUGUGAAGUUCUUGCGCAAGGAUAGUGAUAUGAACGUGAGAAUCCUUAGGUCAGGUGGUGCUGACUUCACAUCCUUUGGACAAGUUUCAAUCAGAAGCCAGAACGCCUCAUAA
Messenger RNA from Cladocopium goreaui, 291 nucleotides. The record is from the annotation of a GenBank genome assembly. Lineage: Eukaryota; Dinophyceae; Suessiales; Symbiodiniaceae.